Molecule: messenger RNA, 1708 nt
Organism: Diabrotica virgifera virgifera (western corn rootworm)
Lineage: Eukaryota; Metazoa; Arthropoda; Insecta; Coleoptera; Chrysomelidae
Exons: 2
Coding region: 163-1086 (307 amino acids)
Source: RefSeq, a predicted model, not a curated record
CCGUCUUAUUUAAUUCUAAACAGCAUAGAAAAACACUGGAAUGAGAUCCAGGCACAUUGCACAUUAAAUUUAAAUUCAUUAAAAGAAAUAUUAUAUUUCAUAUUUGAUACCAACAUCUGUAAAUUUAAUAACCGUUAUUACAAACAAACAGCAGGCACUCCUAUGGGAAGCUCAUUAUCGCCAAUCAUGUGUAAUUAUGCUCUUGAUGAUCUCAUUGAAGAAUGUUUAAAAAUAAUACCUUUUCAUAUUCCAUUUGUCAAACGUUUUGUAGAUGAUUUGAUCCUAGCAGUACCCAAUGAUAAAAUAAAUGAGGUUUUAAAUAUUUUCAACAACCAAUGUAGCCAACUACAGUUCACUGCAGAAAGAGAACAAAACAACAGUCUCCCUUUUCUGGAUAUGCUAGUCCAUCGCACUCAAGAUAAUAGUCUCAAAACAGAAUGGUAUCGAAAACCGAUUUCUAGCAAUAGAUUCAUAAAUUACUAUUCUGAACAUCCUACAAGAACAAAAAUAAAAUUAAUUUUGGGACUAAAAAGUCGAGUAAUAAAAAUAUCUCAUCCAACAUAUAGAGAAAAGAGUUUGAAGAGACUAAAAAACAUAUUAAUGGAAAACUCUUAUCCAGUAGGACUACUUAAUAAAUUAAUUUUUAGUACUGCUACCUCUCCAGCUUCCAUCACAUUGAUUGACAAUACCAACAAUAAAAAACCACCCACAGUGAAUAUGGCAAGCCAAGAAAGAAACACUAGCCCAACAAUCGACACCUUAGUACCAACAACACCACAAACAUUUGGAUCUUUACCUUAUAUUCCAUUCUUAACACCAAAACUUCUCAAAUUAUUUAAAGGACUCGAAAACAUAAAAAUUGCUACCAGAAACGUUAAAACUAUAGCACAUUUAUACACCAAAACUAAAGAUCCACUUACGACUAAGGAAAGUUCAAAAGUUGUGUAUCAAAUACCUUGCUCAGACUGCGAUAAGGUUUAUAUAGGAGAAACAUCUCGGACAUUACACAGCAGAAUAAUUUCCCACAGAAGUGAUAUUAAUACAAAAAAAAUCGCAAGCUUGUGCAUUAGCAGAUCACUCAAUUAAUCUAAAUCAUACAUUUAAUUUUUCACAAGCGUCAAUCUUAGAGAGGGUGAAAAAUGAACAGAAAAGGUUAUUUGUAGAAAUGACACACAUCCAGAAAAAUAGAAAAUGUAUAAAUAGAAAGUCAGAUAUAGACAAAUUAAGUAACAUUUAUUGUUACAUAUUAGCAUAUCAACAAACAUUUGACACAACAUCAUAAUCUGAUUUUCUAUCGUACAUUCCACCAUUAAAAAUUCAUUUUAUGCUGGUAGACACAUUGACUGGACUAAUUUACUUUACAUCAAUCAAAUUAAUAACUGUAAUUAUAAAAAAAAACUAUUGUUACUGGUUUUGCUUUCCUUCUAAAGAAAUGGUAUACACUUCAUACAUGUUGAACAACGAACCAUGGACACAACAUAAUGUAAUAGAUUGACUAAAAUUAUUUAAAUAUUUUAAUAUGUGUGUGAUUGUCCUUCUAGUAAAGUUUCAACUUUUUCAACCAAUCUCAACGACUAAUGUCUUGAAAAAGAAUUAAAUAUAAUUCGAAAGCUUGACAGUAAGUCAAAGAGUUUUCUUUGUCUUGUGGGCCAAAUAAACUGACUGCAUCCUCAAGAGUCACUACUUGAUAUAUAUAUAUAUAUAUAUA